UAUAUAAAUAGCUAGCCCGUAGUGAGCACAAUCAUCAGUUGCCGCUGAAGUUUGGAGAAAGAAGAACCAGCCUAGAAAAAAAUACAAAUUCGAAAAAUCAGAAAAAUGAUGAAACUAUUUGUAAUUAUACUUUUGGCUACUUUGGCUUUUGUCAAGGCUUCUCCUCCUUGUUUGGGAUGUCCCACCCCUUUGGAAGACGAAAAGGGUUUUGAAAAGGCUACCAAUCUUCUCAAGAAUUCCUUGGCCAAAUUGGCUGCUGGUGAGGGCCCCAAUUACACGCUUGUCAAAGUGAACUCAGCCUCCGAACAAGUGGUACGUGGUUUAAUGUACAAAAUCAAUGCUGAUAUAGCUGAUGAGAAAAAUAACACCAAGACCUGUGAUAUUGAAAUUGUGAACUUCCAAGGCUAUGAAGUCACCUUUAACUGUCCCAAAGAACCUGAAGUUAAGAGAACUCAUGCUUAAAUUGUUUAUGUUAAUUAUGGAUUAAAAAUAAAUGUUAGAUGUAUAAACAAAA
Molecule: messenger RNA, 514 nt
Organism: Stomoxys calcitrans (stable fly)
Lineage: Eukaryota; Metazoa; Arthropoda; Insecta; Diptera; Muscidae
Product: sarcocystatin-A-like
Exons: 2
Coding region: 106-462 (118 amino acids)
Molecular function (GO): cysteine-type endopeptidase inhibitor activity
Source: RefSeq, a predicted model, not a curated record